AUGGCUGCACAGGAUAAUUUUGGAUGGUUUGGUCUGGGGUCCAUGGGAAUUGGCAUGGCACUGAAUCUGCAGAAACACCUCGCAUCGAAGGGUCUACCGCCUCUUCGGUACAGCAACCGAACGCUUUCGCGAGGUGAAUCUCUGCGGGAAGCCGGGGGACUUCCUGAACGAGACUUCGAGACUUUGGUCCUCAAGUCAUCCGUCAUAUUCACAAUGAUCUCAAACGAUGAGGUCCUGGACAGUCUUGUAUCGAAGGCUCUCGACACUUGGAGCAGCGCCAUACUCGAAGGCAAGAUAUGGGUUGAUACAUCAACAGUCCAUCCAGAUACUGCAGCGAGGUGCUCCGAACGUCUUGCUAAAGUGGGCGCUACAUUCGUUGCGUCCCCUGUCUUUGGAGCUAGCCCUAUGGCGGCGGCUGGUCAGCUCAUCUUUGCCAUGGCCGGCCCCCCCACUGCUAUCGAAAAGCUGAGGCCGUUUGUGGUUGGUGUCAUGGGAAAAAGCAUAAUAGAUAUGGGCGAAGAUGUCCGUAAAUCAAGCUUGCUCAAGAUAUCAGGAAACAUCUUUGUCAUUGGCUUCCAGGAGUUGACCGCCGAAGCGCAAGUCUUUGCCGAGAAAACCGGGCUCGGUACCCGCCAGAUGGAACAGUUCAUCAGGGACAUGUACGGCCCUGUUAUCGAGAGCUACUCGAAGCGCAUGACAACGGGCGCAUACGCGCCACCCUUGGGGACACCCCCUGGCUUCGCAGUGUCCCUGGCGGCCAAGGAUGCCGGACACGCGGUGAGGAUCGCCGAGGAGCAUGGUACAAGAAUACCGACUAUCGAAACAGCGUUGUCCCGUAUGGAGGCCGCUAGGAAGUAUGCAGGAGAAUCAUUGGAUAGCUCGUCAAUCUAUGGUGCAGCUCGGCUCGAAGCCUCAUUGCCUUUUUGGAACGAGAAUAGCAGGCAGUCUAAUUAG
Colletotrichum costaricense is the source of this 954-nucleotide messenger RNA. RefSeq lists its product as uncharacterized. Bases 1 to 954 code for a protein of 317 amino acids. The record is from RefSeq and is a predicted model, not a curated record. The transcript has 4 exons. Lineage: Eukaryota; Fungi; Ascomycota; Sordariomycetes; Glomerellales; Glomerellaceae. Gene Ontology annotation, molecular function: NADP binding; NAD binding; oxidoreductase activity, acting on the CH-OH group of donors, NAD or NADP as acceptor.